This is a messenger RNA of Trichoplusia ni (cabbage looper), 1085 nucleotides long. RefSeq lists its product as uncharacterized. The record is from RefSeq and is a predicted model, not a curated record. Lineage: Eukaryota; Metazoa; Arthropoda; Insecta; Lepidoptera; Noctuidae. Bases 277 to 600 code for a protein of 107 amino acids. The transcript has 2 exons.
GUUAUUCUAUAGCUCAAACUUUGUUUAUAUUACACAGUGGUUAUGUUUGUAUUGAAUUAACACUCGAAACUUUUGUCUUGAGCUGCUAAUUGAAUAUUCAUCACAGCAAAAACUCUGUGCGGCCUCCAGUCAAAGUAUAACCAUGAAAAAAUUUACAUCGCUGUUUCCAAAAUAUUUAUUUCUUUAUAUGCGUCAUGGAGUACAAAGACUUGGUUUCGGUUGUCAACGAAACAUAUUUUAGUGUUCAUUUUUGAGUGGUUCAGUUGAACAGAGACAAUGGCGAAGACGUACGCGACGCUGUUCCUUGUGUUGGUAUUUACGUUAGAGGUUGUGUUUUGUGAUGAUAGCAAAAAUAAUACGACAGCGGUGCCUGAGACCACUACAGCUUCAGUGCCUUCGAAUACCAGCACUCCUGGAAUGACUACAACAACAACUGCUGCACCUACGAGUACAACACCACAAACGGCCAUAGAAGAUUUUGCUGAGAUGUUAAAGAAUCUGCCGAAUACUGUGAUGAAUGCUUGGGCUAACGUGAGUAUGAAACUAUUGUAUCUACAACUCAGUUCAAAACUAAAAAUAAUCUUAAAUAAAAUAACAUAAAUACUCAGCUUUACAGAAGUCACAACAGUGGAUGAAUUAACAUCAACCAACAUCUACUUUUCUGACUUCAGUAGAAUAUUUUGAGAGCUAGAACAAAAUAAGAUACGCUGAAUUCAGUGCUGGUGAAAGAUGGGUAAACACACUUGUAGUAGCGACGUGCAUCGAGCGCAGGUAUUUGAUCUAUCGUGCGGCAAAUGGCAGCGACCGGCGACCGAGGCAAUACGCUCCGCUGGAGAACUACAUAUUUUACCGAAAUACCUGAUAGAAACGAACUAUAUAACAUGUUUUUUUAAAUCACCUUUUCCAAGCUCUGUUCUUCUGUGUACGAUAGACAAAAACAAAAACAAAGGAUCAAUGCUUAGCAGUGAUUUAGAUCUAUAUAAGACUGAUAAUGAUGAUGAUUCCUGUGUUAGGCAAAUAUAACAUCAUGUUACCAUUUUACAGACCAUAGAAAUAAAAUUACAUGCAUGUCUUACUGAUGUGAA